Messenger RNA from Hydractinia symbiolongicarpus, 3883 nucleotides. RefSeq names its product glutamate receptor ionotropic, NMDA 3A-like. Gene Ontology annotation, molecular function: glutamate-gated receptor activity; transmitter-gated monoatomic ion channel activity involved in regulation of postsynaptic membrane potential. NCBI's taxonomy places the organism in Eukaryota, Metazoa, Cnidaria, Hydrozoa, Anthoathecata, Hydractiniidae. Gene Ontology annotation, cellular component: postsynaptic membrane; plasma membrane. Bases 880 to 3144 code for a protein of 754 amino acids. The record is from RefSeq and is a predicted model, not a curated record. The transcript has 5 exons. Gene Ontology annotation, biological process: modulation of chemical synaptic transmission; synaptic transmission, glutamatergic.
ACACAUUUUAUUCGUUUUUCUAGUUUUCCCAAUCUACCUUUGGUGGCACAAGCCCAUGCCGAGGAGCAGUAGUUAUAAUAUGGCAUGAUGAGUGCGUCAAUUAAAAGGUUUUUUCUGCGAGGUGUUAAACAAGAUGCAAUGGUUCUAAUUUUAGAAUAUUUAAUUAGUAUUUUUCCAUCAUUAAUGUGCUCUUCCCAUUGCAUUUUUUGAUCAAAUUUUACCCCGAAAUAUUUAACUUUUUCACUCCUCUUCAAAGAAAUACCCACAUGGUUAAUAUUUUUGUUCCCAACUUUUUUUAACUGGCUGUGGUUGCCGAAAAAGAUUGUUUCAGUUUUGCUCACAGAAUUUUCGUGAGUACAAAAGUUCAAAAAAGUUGUUAAUUGUUAAAAGUACAUAAAUUGCCAAAUAAUACCCUUUUAGUGUGUGUUAUGAAAUCUCAAACGUUUAAAAAAUAAUGCUGUGCAACAUACAAGAGAAUGAGAUAUUUCAUCUCAUAGCUGCUUAUUUAAACAACGAAGAAUUCUGAAAUGACGAAUUUUGUAAAUAAAACAUAAUAUUUUAUCAUACGAUUAUAUUUUUGACAUUUAAAAUUGAUUCGUUAAAACAGGUACCACAAAUGUAGAUUAUGUAAAGAAAUAACCGCGCAUACUAAUCGCAAAAAACAAUAACACGAGAAACAGAGGAAAAAACAUCUCCAUUUUAAUUGAUGGGAUAAUUCAAUAAAAAGUAUAUAGCUUAUAGUUUUUUAACUUAAACAAUAUUAUAGAAACUUUAAAAUAAAUUCAUUUAUCUGAAACAUGUAAAAGAAAUAUUCCAUAUAAAAAAAGUACUGUUGAAGGAAAUAAAUAUAUAUAUACAUAUGACUUCGGGUUUUAAAAGAUGUGUGACCUCGUUAUGAAAAUUAACUUAUAUGUGUUACUGGUUUUCUUGACCAGCAUACUUGAUGAAGGUACCGCAUUAUAUUGUCAAAAUAGGUCAGUCACAGUAAUAGUCGACAAGAUGAAGCGAGCAGAGUUUGAACUAAUUUCCAAACAUGAAGAUAUUCAGAUCUCCAUCAUCAAUACAAGCAUCUACGGUAUAAUAAACACGAUAGAGCGUUCUCAAGACGUGUAUUAUUUUAUAAAUCAAACUAAAAAUCCGUUUGUAAAGAAAUUAUCUUCUUCAGAGAAAAUAUUCGCACCGUACAGUUUUGAUGGAGUAAAGGUUUAUCAAAGUUGGAACAACAACGCUGUUAUAUACGAACUUGAUUAUUUAACUGUCAUGUGUAACAUGGUCAGCACAAUUUUAUACGAGCUACAAGAAACAAGAAUCGUUGUCGUACUUACUCAACCAUGCAAUGACGUUAUUGUUACAUCACUUGAAAAAAUAUUAAGUAAUAAUGGUGUUUAUUCACAGAUAUUUUGCAGCAAUCUUACGCUCCCCCAAGAUGCAUCUUAUGUCAUGCAAGCAGCAGACAAAAUGUCGAUGAAAGUUGUGUUAAUACUGGCAACUACAUAUGAUACAGUUCGUUUCCUUGACAUGGCCAGAGCGGACCAUACAUCACAUCAUAUUUGGUUUACAAAUAGUAUGAAAGAACAAGCGCUGCGUGACAUGUACACUGCUUGCAUUUACAAUAUCGACGUCGAAUUAAACCCAUAUUCGGGAAGAGAAAUUUUGGAUGUUUUGAAUAUAACAAACUGUAAAGUUUCUACUAAAGAGUGGUCAUAUGUGCGAAAACAUAAUCAAAGCAUUAACAGAGAUAUUUCUUUUCAACAAAAAGAAAGGGAAAUAGUUCAAAAUAUAAGAAAUUGUUUGGAGGAAAAUCACGUCUUAAAAGUUGCCAUGCUGAUUGACGAACCAUUUGUUAUUGAACUACCCCAUGCUUUUGAUCAAGAAAGAGAUUUUCAAUGCGAGGCUUCUCACCCUUGUCGCAUUCCUGAGAAGAAUGCAACCACAGGGACCACAUUUUGGCGACAAUCAUGCUGCUCUGGUAUCGGCGUUGAAAUAUUCACCAUUAUAGCAGACGAUAUCCAUGUGGAAUUCGAACUGUAUGCUGUUGAAGAUGGCCAGUAUGGAGGAUUCACGAAUGGAACAUGGACUGGCAUCAUAGGUGAGGUCAUCUAUGGCAAAGCUGAUGUCGGCUUGCAAGGAUUGACACCAACAGAGCAGAGAUUAGAAGCAGUGGAAUUUACCGAACACGUGAUGACGUCAUCUUUAGGAUUUGUGACCAAAUUUAAAACAGAAGAAUUAAAGAUUGUUAAUUGGAAGUUUCUCGAAUUUCUUGAAGCUGAUAUUCUCUUUGCAAUCAUUGUAUCAUUUUUUGUAGUGUGUAUUACGACGUUCUUAUAUGAGAAUGCGGUACUUAUUGUGGGAGCCUUCAAGUACUUUUCGUCCAGAGAUACUUUCACAUACAUCGCAGGACUCGUUUUUCAAAGAGAUCUAUUGGGUAAAACACCCAAAAAAUGGUCGGCGAGAAUUAUAGCUAUAAUAUAUGCGACAGGGAUGACGGUCGUUAUGACAACUUACACGGCUAAUCUCACGGCAAAUAACAUAAUGACGGGUGCCGACGACAGUUUCAAAGGUUUAAAAGAUGAAAAGAUUCUCAACCCAACAAAUUCGUUCGUUUAUGGAGUGCAAGAGGGUACGAAUUCUGAAUUGUUUUUCAAAGGAAGCACAUCCAAAAAAUAUUUUUCAGUUUAUGACUUUCUGCAACACCAUUUACAAACAUCUGACGCAAUUGGGAUGGAAAAAGUCUACACUGGAGAAUUAGACGCGUAUAUUGGCGAUUACAUCUACCUAAAAUAUCGCACAGCGCACCCAAAAUAUUGCGCAACCCUCAAGUUGUACGAAGAGAAGUCUCUUACUACGCAAGUCUCCUUUGCUCUGCAUCACAAUUCAGAAUGGAAAAAAGUAAUCGAUCAAUCGAUAUUUAAAAUGAAAGAAUCCAAGAAAGAGAAAAACAUAUUAAACAAAUGGUUUUAUAUUCCCAAGUGUUAUGUCAUUGAAAACAAAGCAGAGAGAUUUUCUUGGCGUUACGUGGGCGGUUUGUUGGUGGUGUUUGGUUGUUGUGUGGGACUUUGCACGAUUCUUCUACUUGUUGAGAAUAUUUACUCAUUUUUAAGAGUGAGAAGAGAAGAGAAGAAACGUCAUGUCAAUACCAUUUGAUACUUCCCUAUCACAGUACAACUUUCUUUAUAUCAUUUUGUCACUUUCAAUAUUUUAUUAAUUAAAAGAAAUACAUGCUGUUAUUUUUAUCCCAACCUUUUUAAAACGUUUAUUUUCCGUUUAUACCUAUAACUGUUAAAACAAUACCUUAAGUGGAAAAAAUUUGGCGAGUAUUUAAUUUGGCGAAUGACAAAAAUGGAAUAUUUGGCGAGGAUUUGAUUUGGCGAAUACAAAAAAUGUUUAUUUUGGCGGAGAUUUACUUUGGCGAAUGACACAAAUUAUAAAAAAUAAGAAUAAACGUAUAUAUAAACACAAGAUUUGUUAUGGAGUUAAAAAUUCUAUUCUUUAUCAUUGUCAAUAAAGAAAAGUUCUUUUUGGGGGGAAUAAAACAUUUAUCUUUUUUUCAUUAAAAAAAAACGCUUUUUUUAAAAAAUUUGACGGGGAUUUGGCGAACGGCAAAAUACGUUAAAUUUGGCGAAUAUUCAGUUAUUAAAAUUUUGGCGGGUAUUUAAUUUGGCGAAUUUCGCCGAAAUUUGCCGAAAUUCGCCAAAUUUAAUCCUCGCUAAAAUGUAUCCACUUAAGUAUUAUAAGUUUCUUUAUACACAACAAACGGAUCACGUGAUAUUCGCGCGCCUGUUAUUGUAAACAGGUGAAAGGUAAAACAUGUGAUUCUAAUAUACGAUGAAAAACCAUUUUGAAAAAAUCAUAGGUUUUUAUUAGAAAAGUACACUAAUUAAAU